AUGUCUCAAGACCGAACUCGCUUCCAAGACGGAUACCCUGAAGGAAAGGGAUCUGGACGUGGUUCGCUUGGAAUCGGAUCUGAAAGCCGCGAGGAGAAAGUCGAAGCAGCCGCCACAGGAAGAGAGCGACGGCGAGCUGCAGCAAAAGCUGCCGGAAGCCGUCCGAAAACUGAAAGACCGAGAGAGAUCGCACGCCGACAUGGAAGAGGAGUUGGAAGAGAAAGACGACAAAAUCAGCGUGCUGAAGAAAGAGUCGACGCUCGCCAAGACCGCGAUGUCCAUGUACGAAAAGCGGGUGGACGUCUUGGAAGAAAACCUGAAAACGGCUUGCAAGCGAUACGACGAGGAAGUGAAAAGCAGACGGAUUGUGGAGGCGGCCGCGAAAAAGGCAGACGAGCACGCGACGAACUGCGACGUACGUCCCGCGAUCUGGCGGCCGCCAAGGAAGCCGAGAUCAGGGUGAAGGCGAACCACGAAAAAAUCGAGAAUGAAAUUCCUCAGUGGAAGCAAUGGGUCGAAUUGAAGAAGGCACGCGACGAAACUCACGAAUCCCACGCCAAGGAACUCAGAUCGCUUCGAGACGAUCUCGGGAGGGAGAAAUCGGACGCUGAAACGAAACUUGCAACGGCGAAGGCGAUCCACUCGGACGAAAUCGAAAAUCUUCGAACGCAGAUAUCUUUCCUUACAGAAAAGGAAUCGAAACUGAGAAGAGACGCAGGUAAGUUUCAUGCGUCCCUAAAGGAACGGGAAGAGAAGCAUCUCGAUCGGAUAGCUAAACUGGAAUCCGAUAAGAUUUCACGAUCGGCCGAAGCGGAAGAGGCUUUUGACGAGUGCGCGUCCCUCUCGGAGAAACUGAAGCUCGCGACCGAUUCCGAACGUCGGUCGAAGGAGGACCUUGAUAGGUGGCAAGCCGAGAGGAGGUCGUGGCAAGCGACGGCAGAACGACGUUCGGCAGAUCUCGACAAGCUUCGCGACCUGCUGAAUACGUCCGAGAGAGAACGCGCAAAUCUUGAGUCCCAACUUUCGAACGUGGACAAGAAUGUAACGGAUUCGAAAGAAACGGAUUCGUUGAAGCGGGAGCUGGAAAGACAUCGACAGGAGAUCCGACAACUCGAACGACUUCUGAGCGACGAAAAGAGGGAGAAGUCGGGUGAAUCCAACGAAAGAAUGAUUUCGGAACUAAGUAAAGAACUCAAAACGGUCAUCGACGCGCGCGAUAGACUGGUGAAAGAGAACACCGAAAUGGAAAAGAGGCUAUCGGAAUCGGAAAAAGAUCUGUCGAAUUUGUACUACGAAUCGAUGAAAAAGGUUGUCCACCUCGAGAAUCGGUGUUUUCGAAGAACAAGGAAGCGGACGAAUUGA
This is a messenger RNA of Anneissia japonica, 1362 nucleotides long. RefSeq names its product cingulin-like. Lineage: Eukaryota; Metazoa; Echinodermata; Crinoidea; Comatulida; Comatulidae. The transcript has a single exon. Bases 1 to 1362 code for a protein of 453 amino acids. The record is from RefSeq and is a predicted model, not a curated record.